This is a messenger RNA of Helianthus annuus (common sunflower), 744 nucleotides long. RefSeq lists its product as uncharacterized. The transcript has a single exon. The record is from RefSeq and is a predicted model, not a curated record. NCBI's taxonomy places the organism in Eukaryota, Viridiplantae, Streptophyta, Magnoliopsida, Asterales, Asteraceae. Bases 1 to 744 code for a protein of 247 amino acids.
AUGUUUCCGUGUCUCUUUCGGCUGGAAGUAGUUAAAAAUUGUUCGGUGAGUGAUCGUUUGACCGGAGGCGAUUCGUGGCUAUGGAAACAUGAGCUGGAUACGGCUUCGGAGGUUCAGGAGCUGGCUUUGAUCUCGGGUAUGUUGUCUUCGUUUGCUCUUGGUGUCGGUAGAGAUAAAUGGAAAUGGAUGGAUGAUGCAACGGGCAUUUUUUCGGUGAAAUCGGCAAAGGAUAUCCUUGUUCGUGGUAGAUGCGACCCAAAUGCUUUUGUGUUUGAUCGGUGCAAAUGGGUCCCAGUUAAGUGUAAUAUUUUUGCUUGGAGAUUAGAGUUGAAUCGUACUCCGACAUAUGACGCGUUAUUCUCUAGGGGUAUUGUCAACCAAGUUGGGGCCUGCCUUCUUUGCGGCUGCGAAGAUGAGUCUGUGAUCCAUCUUUUCAUGUCGUGCCGAUUUGCGGAUUUGAUUUGGCAAAAGGUUAGUAGAUGGUGUCGUAUUCCAACAAUCUUCGGGUUUUCGAUAAAGGACCUUUUGGAAAUUCAUAAGUUCAGUAGGUUGGGGUCUUCGGAAUCGAAGAUUCUCCAAGGCAUUAUCAUCAUCGCAUGUUGGUGCAUUUGGUUGGUGAGAAAUAAAGUGGUUUUUUCAGGCUCUCGGGCGAAUGUGGAAGAUGUUUUCAGUGAGUUAAGAUCCAUGGGUUAUUUUUGGCUCAAGCAUAGGUCUGCUUUUCAGUCGAAAUUUGUAAUUGUGUAA